Messenger RNA from Prunus avium (sweet cherry), 2298 nucleotides. RefSeq names its product tubulin folding cofactor E / Pfifferling (PFI) (gene PFI). Lineage: Eukaryota; Viridiplantae; Streptophyta; Magnoliopsida; Rosales; Rosaceae. The record is from RefSeq and is a predicted model, not a curated record. Gene Ontology annotation, molecular function: protein binding.
CGAAACGAAAGCCAGAGGCAAAACCCAACCCCCGGUCACUGUUGAUUUUCUCCGUUUUUACAGUUUCACCCUUGUAUGCCAUUGACGUGCCUCACUUCAAACAACUUUAAAAAAAAAAUAAAAAAAACCCCAGCACGCCCUUUCUCUCAGUCUCAGUCUCAGUCUCUCACCUCUCACCAUCUUGCAGCGGCGUCAAGGCGCCUCCUGUGCUCCUCCAGCAUCUUCUGCUUCUUGUAAUCUCAUCUGCAUCAGAUAUACACAACAUAACCAGAAGACUACAUUGCAAAAGAAAGAGAAGAAAAUGCAAGAAUCAUCCGAGUCAAAGCCUGACUUCAGAAUUGGGCAGCGGGUCCACUCAUCAGGUGAUCCAUGUCGAAUUGGGACGGUGAGGUAUGUGGGACCUGUCCAAGGCUAUUCGGGCACAUGGGUCGGAGUUGAUUGGGACAAUGGAGAGGGCAAGCACGAUGGGACCAUCAAUGGGGUUCGAUACUUCCAGGCAAGGUCUGAACGAUCCGGGUCUUUUGUCCGGUCCCAGAAUCUCAGCUCUGGCAUUUCGUUGUUGCAAGCUCUCCAGCUCAGAUACCGAGGUGACACGACUAAAGAAGAAGAGGAUGAAAUGUAUGUCCUUUCAGCGAGCAACAAGCGUGUAAAUGUUCAACUUGUUGGCAAAGACAAAAUUCAAGACAAGCUAAGUCGAUUAGAGGAGUUGACAAGUGCAUCGGUAUCUUAUUUGGGUGUUAGCUCUCCUGGAGUCCCAUGUGAUAUCAGUACUAAUGUGCCUAAUUUAAAGGAGCUUGACUUGACUGGAAAUCUAAUUUCAGAAUGGAAGGAUGUCAGCACAAUCUGUGAACAAUUGGCAGAUCUUUUUGCCCUCAAUUUAUCUUACAACUUAAUGGCACAUGAUAUGGUUGGGUUGCCACAUUUAAAACGCAUCCGCAUUUUAGUGCUAAACAAUAUUGGCAUAAAUUGGACCCAGGUUGAAAUACUCAAACAGUCUUUGCCAGAAAUUGAAGAACUACAUCUGAUGGGGAAUAAAAUAAGCACAAUAGAGCCUGCAUCAUCUUUUGCAGUUCAGGGAUUUGAUUAUUUGCGCCUUCUGAAUUUGGAAGACAAUUGUAUAGCUGAUUGGAAUGAAAUCUUGAAACUUUCACAGCUAAGAAGCUUGGAGCAGCUUCAUUUGAGCAAUAACAGUUUGAUUCGAGUCUUUUAUCCUGAUGAUGGAAUGAUGCAUGAACUGCUAAAUGGUUAUGACUCAUGUGAGGAAAGCCAUAAGCCAUUUCAGAAUUUGCGUUGCCUUCUUCUUGGUGGCAACAACAUUGAGGAUCUGGCCUCUAUUGAUUCGCUAAACUCAUUCCCACAACUAGUGGAUAUCAGGCUUUCUGAGAAUCCAGUGGCUGACCCUGGACAAGGUGGAAUCCCAAGAUUUGUUUUGGUUGCCCGUUUAGCUAAAGUUGAAAUGUUGAAUGGGAGUGAGGUUAGUUCUCGUGAAAGAAAAGAGUCAGAGAUUCGGUAUGUCCGAUUAGUUAUGUCAAAAAUGCAAGGAAAUAGCAAAGAACUCCAGUGGCUUCAUCCUAGGUUUGCGGAGCUUAAGGUUUUUCAUGGAAUUGAAGAUGAAAAGCCAUUAGUUGGAGCAGCAGGCCCUCAGAAAAUGGCUUCAGGACUUCUAUCUAUUACUCUGAAAUGUGUGGGAGCAUCUAUUGGUGAGAAGCCGUCACUGACGAAGAAACUCCCAGGCGCCACAACGGUUGGUAAGCUAAAAAUUCUUUGUGAAAGCUUUUUCAAGCUGAAGUCUAUCAAGCUGAAAUUGUUUCUUCAAGAAGAGGGUUCUCCUUUGCCAAUGUUGCUUGAUGAUGAAAUGGCAACUUUAACGGACCUUGGGAUUGGCAAUGAAUCAACCAUUCUUGUAGAUGAAGAGAGUUAAGAGAAGUAUCUGCAGAGAAGUUUCUUAUGUUUUUGCGGUCAGUAAAUCCAAAACAACCAAAUUCAAGAUUUUCAAGUCGCAUCUGCUAAACCAAGGUCAAAUUUUGGGCUACCUAGAAGCAAGCAGUAGCUGCUAUUGUUCCAUUUGAAGCAUGUUUAAAAUAUCUACUACUUCUGUCACUCCAUGAGACAGCUCUGCAGGUCGUAAGAAGUGCAUUUUACAAUUGGUUAUUGUUACCGUGAUUUUGGGUCGUAUGUUAGAACUAGGAUGUCUUCGAUUUUUACAAAGAAACAAGGUUCAAGUUAUGUGUGCCAUGAAAUAAAUGUGGAAACUGUGCAUCUGGUCUUAGGCCUAGGGUUUGUUGAUUUCUAUUGUUU